AUGACUACUCUCGGAACGGUCUCGGUCGACUCCCUCACGGCCGAGUAUAGGGCGCAUACCCUCGUCCUGACCGCCGACGGCAAGGUCACCGGGGACGUCAGCCACCCCCGCUUCUAUUCUCUGCGCUCGAGUGGGCUCGUAUUCGAGCUCGAGGCUUGGUACGGGCCGCCCAUUCCACACCCGACGACCCGACCAUACCACGUCACGGCCAGUUUCAAUGUCCAAGUGCCGGGCGAUUUCGUCACCAUCAUCACCGCCAACUAUCCCAAAGGCAAGCAGGUUCCCAUUGUCUGCGAGGGCCAAGACGACAACGGCGGCCAAGGCACGAGCCCGGCGUCUCCGGCCGUCACCGCCCUCGGCCCCGUGUCCGUGGGACCGAUAAAGAACAUCAACGCGAUCCUCAACAAACCUUUCCAGGUUCCGGCGCACGCCAUCGUCCCGAGACUGGGCGAGGUUUCGAUCAAGUUUCCGGCCGACUUCCUGACGCUGACGGACGCACGCAUCGAAGACACCAACAUCGUCUGGUUCUUCGACCCCGUCAAGCUGGGCUCCACGCAGGUCAGAGUGACCACCGAGUUUGGGAUUGAGCCACUGCAGACGACACAAAUCUAUGAUGUCCAUGUGUACCCUCCUGUUCAGGAUGGCAAGGCUGCGCCUGCUGCUGCUGUGACCACAUCAAAUGUGAAGUAG
Molecule: messenger RNA, 690 nt
Organism: Fonsecaea erecta
Lineage: Eukaryota; Fungi; Ascomycota; Eurotiomycetes; Chaetothyriales; Herpotrichiellaceae
Exons: 1
Coding region: 1-690 (229 amino acids)
Source: RefSeq, a predicted model, not a curated record